UGCUGUAUUGUUGCUGGGGCUUGUGGGAAAUAAACAUGGAAGCUGAUACGCCGUCUAUGUGUUCAUGGUGUCUUCCUCGGUGUCAGCUUUUGACAAGAAUGGCAAACUGAUAAAAUGGUGUGAAUCGCCAUGUCAGAUCUUCUGCUCAGAGAAAUGGAGGAGGUCACUCUAUACCAGCCGAAAAGGGAGGGCGAGGAGGCGGGGAACGGCAGGAGUUUCCUCUUGGUGGACGAAAACGAGAAUCUGCAGGUACAGGAUGAGCAGGAUUUCCUGGAGAGGCUGGACUGCCGGGCGGUGGAGGGGGUCAAGGUGCUCUCCGUCUUCGGGAACACGGGCGACGGGAAGUCCCACACGCUGAACCACUGCCUGUUCGGGGGGGAGGAGGUGUUCCCCACCUCACCCCUGCAGGACUCCUGCACCGUGGGGGUGUGGGCAGCCUUCGAUCCUGCGCUGGGGCUGGUGGCGCUGGACACGGAGGGCCUCCUGGGCGCCAGCGGCAAUCAGAACCAGCGCAUGCGACUGCUGCUCAAGGUGCUGGCGGUGUCAGACGUGGUGGUCUACCGCACGCGGGCCGAGCGGCUGCACAACGACAUGUUCCAGUUCCUGGGCAGCGCCUCCAGCGCCUACGUGCGCCACUUCACCCGCGAGCUCCGUGCCCUGUCAAGCCGCUGCGGGCUAGAGGUGCCCCUGUCCAGCCUGGGCCCAGCCGUCAUCGUCUUCCAAGAGACCUCCCGCACCAGGCUGCUCGGCUGGGAGAGCAGCACGCCCGGUCAGGCAGACAUCCUGCUGCAGAAGCGCUUCCACGAGCUGGGGCUGUCCACCGAGGCGUUCAGCUCCGUGCAGUACGUGGGCACGCAGACCGUCAGCCCCCCCACAGACUACUCAGGACUGCUGAGCGCCCUCAAACAGCAAGUGAGGAACACAGCCACGCGCUCGCCCAGGCCCCCUGCCAUCGUCUUCAGUGCACUGCAGGCUCUGAGUGAGCGGUUCUGCGGAGAGAUCUCGGAUGAGAAGAUCAACCUGUACUGCUUCUUCCCUGACGAGUACUUCACCUGCUCCUCCGUCUGUCUGAGCUGUGGGGUGCGCUGUAAGAAUGGCAUGAAUCACCUGAGAGACAACAUUCCUCACCUGGCUGAGGGCCUGUGCCAGUAUGCACACCAGUACAACAACAAGGUGCUCAUCUGUAAGAAAUGCUACGAAGGAGGCAGGGAGGUGAUUGUGAUCCCUAAAACAUCAGCGUCCAAUGAGAAUCCCUGGCUUGGACUGGCCAUGUAUGCCUGGUCAGGGUACGUGCUGGAGUGCCCUUGCUGUGGGAUUAUCUACCGCAGCCGGCAGUACUGGAUUGGGAACCAGGACCCAGAGAGCUGUGUGGUGCGGCCCGAGGUCAAGCACGUCUGGCCUGGGAGCGAGACGUUCUUGACGGACCAUCAGAACGCAGCGCAGCGCAUGCUGGACGGGAUGAACUUCGUGAUCCAGUCUGUCUCUGAUUACAGCUCAGGACCCACCAAAGCUGUCACAGCCUGGAUCACUGACCAGGUGGCGCCGCCCUACUGGAGACCAAAUGCAGACAUUACUGCCUGCUCGGGGUGUAAGAAGCUGUUUGAAGAGCUCGAGAGGAAGCACCACUGCCGGGCCUGCGGGGAAGGCUUCUGCCAGGCCUGUUCCAGCAAGACCAUGCCAGUGCCGGAGAGGGGCUGGGGCAACGCGCCCGUCCGCGUCUGCGAUUCCUGCUACCGCCAAGGAGGAGGGGGGAGCGAAGUUCCCAGGACUGAGCCGGUGGGUCUGAUGGCUCGCAGGGUGACAGAGGUGGCUCAGAGCACGGUGGACUUUGUUUCUACUGCGAUGGACUAUCCUCUUGGUUUCGUGAAGGGAGUGGCCCGGCCUGACUACUGGAUACCAGACCACGAGAUCCAGCAAUGUGGGCACUGCAGUAAAGCGUUCUCCCCCAGGAUGUCGAAGCACCACUGCCGGGCCUGCGGGGGCGGGUUCUGUGCCCUGUGCUCGAGCGAGCGGCGCCCGGUGCCGUCCCGCGGCUGGGACCACCCUGUGCGGGUUUGCAUCCACUGCAGCCAGAACAAAGGGGAGCUGUAGGCAAGCCACUCGGGCACUUCUAUUAGCUUUUCCCUUUUAAAGAGAGUCAGAUUUUCUGUUGCUGUUGAUAGGCCUGGGGACUGGUUGUUCAAAUGCAUUGGGGUAUAAAUGUUUUCUUUUGAAAUACUCUUCAUACUAAAUUUAAUAAUAUCUUUUAAUGCAAGCAAAAUUGGAAGCAGAAUACAACUAAAGGCACUCAAGUUGUCUUAAUUGUGGAAUCAGGGCGCUCUGACCAUCACAUGCAAGCAGGGGUUUUGAGUUUAGCUUUUAACCAAUAAACACAGGGAAAGCAAUUCCAGAACACAGUGAAAGCAGUGCUUCCCUUGUAAAUUGUGAAAGAACACUGCAGGCUAUUCUGUGUUCACUUGCCUGUGCUUGGUGUUCAGUGUUUGGCUGCAAUAGAGGGAAGGUGAAUGCUGUAGUUCCUGUCUGUUCUGUUUUUUUUUUUUUAUUAUUUGAGCAGUUUGCAGGAUGCCUCCACACUUCAAACUCCAGCACUCUUGAGCGACACCAGAAAGACCCGGUCAGUUCACUUUUCAGACCUUAGAAAAAACAUAACACCAACUAAACGCUGAAUCACAAAACUGUCUUAAAAGAAACACAGAAAAAGAGAAAAAAUGAACACAGAAAAUGGUGUCCCAGCUAGAAAAAUUAAGAAACCACCAAUGGGACACCUCUUGAAAAUAAAUCAUCCAUAACUUCAGAACAUUCAAUUAGAAUUCGAAGGUAAAAAUAAAUAGUCAAACGUUCAUACACUGAAGAAGACAACGUGUGUCUACUUGACAUAACUUUCUAGUUUGACCUGGGGGUGGUACUUGUAAUUGCUUUUUAAGAGGUAUUUAAUAAAUCCAUGUGUUAAUGUGUAGAUUGAUUUUCAGUGUCAUUUAUGGCUUCGGUACGGCACCUUGUAUGAGAGGAAAAUUCGCUUCCAAUCAGCUUUUAAAACACGCAAUGCAGAAGUUAAUUGCCAUUGAUUGGUACUCUGUUGUAAAGGUGAGGGAAGGACCACUUUUCUUGUUUUGAAAUAAACACAUUAAUUGAUUUAAUACCUACUGAUUUAAAUACUACUUAAGGGCGAUUCCAAGUGUCAGCACACCCUAGUUCUGGCAGUGUAGUGUUGCUCAUCUUUGCUUCAUAGUGAGUAUAGCAUUGCACCCCCACCCCACCAGGUACAGGAUAAAUCUGGGAUUGAUUGGCAUCACUGUGCCACAGCACCCCCUAGUGGUCAGGCUCAAGGCUUGGCCAAGCAGAGAUGGACUGCAUGUCCUUCAGGGCUCAGCACUGUUUCAGUUGGUCUGAUGAAAAGAGGUGACUGACUAGUCAACAAAAAUACAGGAAGCAUGUUGGGUUUCAGUGAGGCAAGAUAAACUCUAGAAUAAACCUUUGCAGGAUUUCUCAUUGACUUUUUAAUAUUAGAAUCUGGAGAUGGAGUGUGAACCCACAGAGCACUUCUGAAAUCAUUGUUCACCGGGGCGCUGAUACAAUGAGUUUAUAUAAUCAGGGCAACAGCAGGUUUUAACAUAGACACGACUCCCAGCACAGCUAACAAGGGGUCAGGACAGAAUGUUCCAUCAGGGAUUGUGAAAGUGACGUUCACCCUGUUUAAUUAGGUUUGACUCAUUUUUAAUAUUGUUGCUGUUCUGAAUUCAAGCCAUGCAAAAUAGAAAACCAUAAUGAAUACACAAUUGGGAAAUGGUUAACUAGUUAAUCUUUGUACAAUGAUACAUAAAACAAGAACUGCUUUGGAUAAUCAAUUUCUAUGUACAUAGUAAUUAGUAUGUAUGUAAUAAUAAUAAUAAUAAUAUUAUGCACCUUUCUUUUUCCAGCUGUGGUAUAUAAAUAGUCAGCUGUAUAUUUUUACCUAAGUUUAAAGAAAUUCCACUAAAAAAAAUGAAACAUUUUUGUAAUGAGUUGGUAUGAAUAAUAAAUACUUUAAAAUCA
Molecule: messenger RNA, 4032 nt
Organism: Acipenser ruthenus (sterlet)
Lineage: Eukaryota; Metazoa; Chordata; Actinopteri; Acipenseriformes; Acipenseridae
Product: zinc finger FYVE domain-containing protein 1
Exons: 11
Coding region: 130-2091 (653 amino acids)
Molecular function (GO): metal ion binding
Source: RefSeq, a predicted model, not a curated record